Messenger RNA from Prunus armeniaca (apricot), 312 nucleotides. NCBI's taxonomy places the organism in Eukaryota, Viridiplantae, Streptophyta, Magnoliopsida, Rosales, Rosaceae. The record is from the annotation of a GenBank genome assembly.
AUGAGGCACCAAACUUUGUCCUCUUUGACGGAAGGAAGGGAAGCCCGAAGGAGCAUGUCAACCGUUUCAUUGAUGCUUUGGGAUCACAUGCUGGUGAUUAUAAUCUCCAACUUUGAGAGUUUUCCAAAAGCCUUACCGAUCGGGCUUAUACGUGGUAUACAACAUUGGCACCAUGCUCUGUUUGCUCCUGGGAAGAUUUUGGCAAGAAAGUUCUGUAAGAAAUACUUCCAGCAUGAGGAAAGAGUCACUACGACUCAACUCAACAACACCCGCCAAAAGCAUGGGGAAGACCCCGUGAACUUCGUGUGCUGA